Messenger RNA from Perkinsus marinus ATCC 50983, 764 nucleotides. RefSeq lists its product as hypothetical. Bases 22 to 528 code for a protein of 168 amino acids. Lineage: Eukaryota; Perkinsozoa; Perkinsida; Perkinsidae. The transcript has 3 exons. The record is from RefSeq and is a predicted model, not a curated record.
UGGCAGCAGUUUGUUGGUUUUAUGUCCCUUGUUACUGCCGUUUCCUCGUCCGAUAUAACUACACAACCGGCCUUUGAGAGUAUAUUCCCCGUGUUGAGCUCGGAAGCAGAGGAGCUCAUAGCGAGGAUACCGUCAACUUCCUCACCGAGUCAUCUGGUGCUGAGGCGCCGAGAGCUCGCCGUGAAUUCUCAUGAGUACUCGGCGACGACGAUGAGACUCCUGGUCAAAGCGCAAGGGGAAGUUUAUCCCAGGGAGGUUAGAGAGAAGGUGCCGUAUUUUGGCGGACUCCAAGCCGUGCGGAAGGAGAUAAGUUAUGCUCCACCCGAGCCGCCAGCACUUGAUACAUGCCGACUAUCGUUGCCCAUCCCUUCGGUAGAUAGGCCUCAUCUAGUCACGGCUGUUGUGCCCACUGGCGUUCACAAAAUGUGCGCCGGUGAGACUCGGCCGGUGGUCUGUGCAGGAUCGCAACUGGACCCUGGUUCGCCGGACGGUUUCGACGUGACUAUGAUACCGCAACCUGUGAGCUGAAAGUUUAUGAUGACUGUUGUGUAUCGGCCGAGGAAAAGGAUGAGGACAAGUUUCACCACCAAGCAGUUCUCCAUCUACUUCAACUUCUUUUUGUACCAUCGUUGCUUCCGAGACAAUUCUGAAACUCCGCUUAGUCUCGUGUGAAUGUCCGAUGAGUUGCUGCUUUAUUAUCGCCCUUGAUUGCACUAUGAGGCACAGACCGUCGGAGUGGGGGCUUUUGUGGCAGAGGCGACUAA